Molecule: messenger RNA, 4989 nt
Organism: Gymnodraco acuticeps
Lineage: Eukaryota; Metazoa; Chordata; Actinopteri; Perciformes; Bathydraconidae
Product: protein NLRC3-like
Exons: 8
Coding region: 1-3468 (1155 amino acids)
Molecular function (GO): protein binding
Source: RefSeq, a predicted model, not a curated record
AUGGAGAUGGUGAAAGAAGCCUUCGUAGAAGCAGCAGACGCCUUGUUUCGGGAUUACACAAACAAAACAGAAAUAGUAAACGCUAUCAAGGCCGUCCAAUUAUCACGGAGCACAGUCACACGUCGCUGUGAAGUCAUGGCUGAGGAUUUGACCCAGCAACUCAGGAAGGACAUAGAAGACUGCGAGUGUUUCUCACUCCAACUAGACGAGUCCACUGACGUGAGCGAUACAGCACAAUUGUGCGUUUUUAUCCGGAUGGUGUUCACAGACAUGACGGCGAAAGAGGAACUGCUGACAAUUCUGCCAAUGAAGGAACACACUCGGGGCGAGGACAUUUUUCGGACGUUUAAAAACUUUGUUGACAAAACUAAACUCCCCAUGUCUAAGUUGAGUUCCAUCACAACGGAUGGUGCGCCUGCGAUGGUGGGCCGGUGUAAUGGCUUCAUCGCAAAAUGCAGAGAGGACGACAUAUUCCCUGACUUUCUGAAUUAUCCCUGCAUCGUACACCAGCACGCACUUUGUGCUAAAAUGCUGAACAUGAAAGAGGUCAUGGAUGUGUCACUUAAAGUGGCCUGUUCUAUUCGGGCAAGACCUCUUCAAAGACGGCUGUUUCGUGCAUAUCUGGAGGAUGCCGACUGUGUUCACACUGACCUCUUACUACACACCGACGUAAGAUGGCUGAGUAGAGGCAAUUUUCUCGAGAGAUUUCGAGUGCUUCUACCGGAGAUAAAGGCAUUUCUCCAUGGCACCAAGCUCGCGGAGUACGCACGUCUAGAUGACGAGGAGUGGCUGUUAGAUCUGGCGUUCUUAACAGACAUUACACACAUGUUAAAUGAGCUGAACUUGGAGCUACAAGGGAAAGACAGAACUGUGGUUAACAUGAUCAGCUCAGUUAAUGCCUUCAAACGAAGACUGCAUCUGCUGUGUUCAAAGCUGCAGCGCAAAGAUUUGGCCAACUUCCAAAACAUCGCCUCUGAGCUGGAGAAGCAAGGGAAGGACAGCGCGCUCCUUGACAGUGCGCGCUACACAGAGCAAGUCAAUAACAUUACAUCUGACUUCGAGAAACGCUUCCGAGACUUCGCUUUGCUCGAGCCAAUCGCCACAUUCAUGUGCUAUCCAUUUAGUGAAGACCAUGAUAUUGAUUCGCUGGCCCAAAACAUCGGAGCAGUGUUUCAUCUGAACCCGUCUGCGCUGCAGGAUGAGAUGUUGUCGCUGCAGGCCGACAUCCAGUUGAAGGCGCCCUCACCUGACCAACAGACUCUCAUCAGAGCGGUCCUGACCAACGGAGUCGCUGGAGUUGGAAAAACCUUCUCAGUGCAGAAGUUCACUCUGGACUGGGCCGAGGGUUUGGGAAACCAAGAUGUCAGUCUGGUGAUCCCGCUCUCCUUCAGGGAGCUGAACCUGAUCAAAGGUAAGCAGUACAGUCUUCUCAGGCUGCUCCAUGUUUUCCAUCCAACCUUACAGAAGGUCACAGCAGAGCAGCUGGCUGUCUGCAAAGUGCUGCUCAUCUUUGACGGCCUGGAUGAGAGCAGACUUUCUCUGGACUUCAGAAACAGUGAGGUUGUGUCUGAUGUCUCACAGAAGUCCUCAGUCAACGUGCUGCUGACAAACCUCAUCAGGGGGAAGCUGCUUCCCUCAGCUCUCGUCUGGAUAACUUCCAGACCUGCAGCGGCCAAUCAGAUCCCUCCUGAGUGUGUGGACAGGGUGACAGAAGUACGAGGCUUCACUGACGCCCAGAAGGAGGAGUACUUCAGGAGGAGAUCGAGUGAUGAAGACCUGUCCAGCAGAAUCAUCUCUCACAUCAAGAGCUCCAGGAGCCUCCACAUCAUGUGUCUGAUCCCAGUCUUCUGCUGGAUCACUGCUGCAGUUCUGGAACACAUGUUGACUACAGACCAGAGAGGAGAGCUGCCCCAGACCCUCACUGACAUGUACUCACACUUCCUGCUGGUCCAGACCAAGAGGAAGAAGCAGAAGUAUGAAGAGGGACAUGAGACGAGUCCACAGCAGCUGACGGAGGCUGACAGGGAGCUUCUUCUGAAGCUGGGGAGGCUGGCGUUUGAACAUCUGGAGAAAGGAGACAUCAUGUUCUACCAAGAAGACCUGCAGCGCUGUGGCCUUGGUGUCACCGAGGCCUUGGUGCACUCAGGAGUUUGUACAGAGAUCUUCAAAAGAGAGAGUGUGAUCUUUGAGAAAACAGUCUACUGCUUUGUUCAUCUGAGCAUUCAGGAGUUCCUGGCUGCAGUCUACUUGUUGCACUGUUACACCAACAGGAACAAAAAGGUCCUGAAGGACUUCCUGCAGAGUGAUCAGGAUUACUCAUCCCUGGAUGUCUUCCUGAAGAGAGCCAUGGAGAAAUCCCUCAGAAGUGAAAAUGGCCACCUGGACCUGUUUGUCCGCUUUCUCCACGGCCUCUCUCUGGAGUCCAACCAGAGACUGUUAGGAGGCCUGAUGGGUCGCACAGACAUCAGACCAGAAACCAUCCAGAGUGCCACCAGAGGCCAGCUGGGUCGCACAGACAUUAGACCAGAAACCAUCCAGAGUGCCACCAGAGGCCAGCUGGGUCGCACAGACAUCAGACCAGAAACCAUCCAGAGAGCCAUCAGCAACCUGAAGGAGAUGAGCAGUGAUGAAAUCUCUCCUGACAGGAGCAUCAACAUCUUCCACUGUCUGACAGAGAUGAAGGACCACUCAGUACAUCAGGAGAUCACAGAGUUCCUGAAGUCAGAGAACAGAUCAGAGAAGGAACUCUCUGAGAUCCACUGCUCUGCUCUGGCCUACAUGCUGCAGAUGUCAGAGGAGGUUCUGGAUGAGUUGGACCUGGAGAAGUACAACACAUCAGUGGAGGGACGACGGAGACUGCUUCCAGCUGUGAGGAACUGCAGGAAGGCCAAACUCACUGGCUGUGGACUCUCAGAGACUGGAUGUGAAGUCGUGGCCUCAGCUCUGAAGUCUGACUCCUCCCACCUGAGAGAUCUGGACCUGAGUAACAACGCUCUGAAGGACUCAGGAGUGGAGCGUCUGAGUUCUGGACUAAAGAGUCCAAACUGCAGACUGAAGUCUCUCAGACUGAGUCGCUGCUGGUUGUCAGAGAUCAGCUGUUCUGCUCUGGCCUCAGCUCUGAAGUCCAACCUCCAUCUGAGAGAUCUGGACCUGAGUCUCAACGAUCUGCAGGAUUCAGGAGUGGAGCUGCUGGGAGAUCUUCUGGAGAGUCCAGACUGCAGACUGGAGACCCUCAGUCUGAGGAGCUGCUGUUUGUCAGAGAUCAGCUGUUCUGCUCUGGCCUCAGCUCUGAAGUCCAACCUCCAUCUGAGAGAUCUGGACCUGAGUCUCAACGAUCUGAAGGAUUCAGGAGUGGAGCUGCUGGGAGAUCUUCUGGAGAGUCCAGCCUGCAGACUGGAGACCCUCAGGAUCGGAUAUAAUGAUGAGACGUUCAGAGCCACGAUCCAGAAGACCUGUGACAGGAAGUGAAGACACACAGGAAGGUCCCAGAGGGCUACCUGUUGACCCGUGUCCAUCUCAAAAUGGUCCCCAGGCAUCCCAUAAUCCUGCGUUUGGGGGGGAGACGUUCUCCCUGUAAUCAAAGCACUGGUUCUCUUGGAGACGCUCUCAAAGUCUUUGAGGACAAAGUCAGAAAAAGCCAAGAAGAAGAAAUGAUUUGAGCUCUUCUUUGUGUUCAUCACCCCGGGUUCAUUUAAAGGUCUCCUAUCAGGCAAAAGUCACUUUGUGAUGUCUUUUAUACAUCAACAUGUGUCCCGGUGUGUCAGGAGACUCACGCAGCGUCAGAAAAUAAAACCCUUCUCUUUUCCUCCGUACCCACAUCUCUAAAAACGGGGCUACAACGGAGCUGAUCCAGAUGUGCGUCCGAUAUGACGUAAUAUCAGAAAUGUGGGCGGGCUUUACGCCCACGGCCCUAUCAGAAAGUUGCUGUCAGAAACCAUGCGGAACGUAAUAUGGUCUGUGUUUACAUUAGCAUCGCUAACACUCAGAGCUAACCUGUACUGGAGAGCAUGUGUGUGAAGAAGCAGGAAGUAAAAAGGAACUCACCUUGUGGUAUAACCGGCAAGAGAGAAAAAGAGUUUGAGCUCCAAACUGUUUCAGAGAUAAUCCUUGAUGUGGUUUGGAACAUGAUGGCGUUUAAUCACCGCAGCGUUUAGCUUUAUCUCCAGAGAAUACUGAGCAGGCAAAAGCUUCCCCUCCUUUUUUUAUAAAGCUAAGGACCCAGAAUCAGUGUUUCUCUAACAGCUGGAACAGAGGGAUAUGAGGGAUUCUAAAAUGUAUGAUCUGUUUGGUAUUUUCAGCAAAAACCUUCAUAGACAUUUGGGCUGGGAAUCACCAGGCUCCCCACGAUACGAUACUAUCACGAUACUUAAGCCACGAUACGAUAGUAUUGCGAUUCUACGAUAUGCUAAGUAUUACGAUACAAUAUAUUGCGAUAUUGCAAAUCACAUGGGUCGUAUCCAUGUCCGUCUUCCCUUCCUGGUUAAAACAUGUAUUUGCAAAAUGAAUAGUUUAUGUAAAUAACCCAAUGUGUGUUAUUAGAACCUGAAAAGGAGAUUGCAUUGUUUUUGUUGCUUUCAUUGCAAUUGUAUUCAUGUCUUAACGUAACUUCCUGUUUUAUAUACGACCAUCUUUCGAAGGAAUAUGCUAAAGUGUAUAUUGCAUAAUAGGAAACCUUUAAUAUCCAAUCAAAUGUUCUCGUUGAUUUGUAACUCUUCUAAAGGAGCUCUGCCUGGUGUCAUUGAAACUGCUAAAGCUUUGUGUGCAUGUAGUCUUUAUGACAUGUGAUCAGAUAUUGUUGAAACCUAUUAGAUGUGUUCUCUUCAGAACCGCUACAGGAUGUGGAUUUUGUAAAUUGUGGCAUUUAAAAAAAAUAUAUCUUUAAUAUUUGUUGUUAUGCUUCUUAGUUAACGUUAAGCUGUCUUUGGCUCUUUCUGCUGGAACAAAUGUACAUGUACCCUCUGUGGGACUAAUAAAGGUUUUCUGACUCUG